Molecule: messenger RNA, 1628 nt
Organism: Brassicogethes aeneus
Lineage: Eukaryota; Metazoa; Arthropoda; Insecta; Coleoptera; Nitidulidae
Source: the annotation of a GenBank genome assembly
GAUAUUUGGCGUUGUACGGUUGGCAGCGGAUCACAUUCCAGAAAAACAAACCUCGUUUAGUGUUUUUGUCAUCGAGGGUGAUGUUUAUUAGGUGGUUGUUGUGAUAUACAUAUUAUAGUUUUUAGCGAGAAUGUCCGAGUGUGGUGUGUUAGAGCAGGGACAAGUGACUUAUGCGCAUUAUCACUUCGAGAAGACCGCGCUGGAAUUGGCGCGGUCUCAAUGGCCCAACUAUUCCGAUCAGCAUUACUUGAGGGGGUGCAAAUGGUCCCCCGACGGCACCUGUUUGUUGACGGUGGUGCGAGGAGCGGGCAUGCACGUCAUGGAGCUGCCCAGCGAUCUGUACCAGGGAGAAUCCAUGUUGACCAGCAGACCCAUUUCGCCCCUCAAUCCCGCGGUCAGCGUCCCCGAAAACGGGCUCAUAUACGACUUUUGCUGGUAUCCCGGUAUGAACAGCGCCAAUCCUGCCACUUGCUGUUGGUUGUCUUGCGGGCACGAGGGCCCUGUCCACCUGUGGGACGCUUUUUCCGGCGAGUUGCGGUGCUCGUACAGGGGCUACAAUUACGCGGACGAGGUGGAGGCCCCGAUAAGCGUCUCCUUUUCCGCCGACGGCCAAAACAUCUUCUGCGGGCACAAAAAAAGCGUCAAAAUUUUCGGCACCGGCCGACCGGGAAGGGAAUACACCGAAUACACCACCAACCACCCAGCCUCCUGCAUCGUGGCCAGCCAGGCUCAACCUGGCAUCGUGGCCAUAGGAAAUUGGAAAAACACAAUCGAGUUGGUGUCUCAGAGCGAUGGCAACUUCCGGCACCUGUGCAAGUUGUCGGGGCACAAGGGCGGCAUCACGACCCUGGCGUUCUCGCUGGACGGGUUCAGGUUGUACAGCGGCGCGCGCAAAGACAAAGAACUCAUCUGCUGGGACCUGCGAGUCCCCGGUCGGCCGCUGUUUAAUUUGCAAAGAGAGGUGACCACCAAUCAGAAGGUCAGUCUGGACUUGUCGAUGGACGGCAAGUGGCUGGUCAGCGGCGGCACCGAUGGUAAGGUACAAAUUUGGAAUGUCUCCGAAGUUACUUAUCCCACUGUACACAUGCAGGAUGUCGUACAUAAAAUGUCCAUCACUGUAAAACUGCAGUGCAGUGCAGUGACAUCAAUAGAUCUCGAGAAGGCUGCAGGAUAUUUUAUUUGUUUCUCGAUUCUCGAUAAUCGCUAAUUAAAUUCGCAAAAAUUAAAUCCGGUUGUUAAGUCGUAAUUUUUUAAAAGGGUCCAAACAAAAAUAGGAUGUGGCUUUUCGAUCGAUGUCGCUGCACGGCGACAGUUGCAACGGCGUGUCCCUCCACCCGUACCGUCCGAUUCUGGCGACCUCCAGCGGCCAGCACCACGCCCAGGACCCGCUGCACCACACGCGCAGCCAAACGGUCUACGAGAACGCCAUCUGCAUGUGGUGGGUGGGCCUGCAGGAGGAGGACUCCGACCUGAUGGCCACCAUCAUCAAGGCGGCCACCAACUCUUCCUCUCUCUUGUAAAUACCUUGUGCGUGCAAUUGAUGGAAAAACGAAACAAAUUCAUUUUUACCAACCUCUUCAAUUUUAUCGAUUGUUGCACCUACGUAUGUUCAUUGAAUUAAAUAAACG